AUGCUGCGGAGGAUGCGGUGGCCGCUCAAGGGCUCUCGGGUUAGGCGCGUCUUAGCCUACUCGACUCGACUCAGCUGUUUGCUCCUGCUAUUGUGGAUACUAUGGUGCAUCCUCGCCACCGCACCCCUGAACGGUGGCAGGGAGGUGGCACUGCCGGGGCCGCCGGGCGGUGUUUUUGCCCCUUCGCAUGAAGGCAGUCUUAGCGGGCCUCAGCUGUGGAAGAGAUCACGCAGCAGCGCGUCGGACGGUGGCUCGUUUGCUGGUAGGGGGCCGGAGUCAGCGGCGGUGUGUCAAUCCUCCGUUUGCCGCUUCUGUGAUGAGCUGCAGCUGAACAACACACCGGACGUCCUUCACCCCUCAGUGCUGGAGUACCUUCGCCGCCACGUUCUGAUUGGGGUUGUCACAGGCUCGUAUGAGAAGUUUUUCCGCGUUGACGUAGGCCUCUGCACGUGGCUAGGGCACGUGCCCGCAGCCAAUCUUUUUGUAUUUACGGAUGCCGCAAACACGUCCGAUGGGCGGCACGGCACGUGGGUAGAAACUGAUACCGCCCCGGCCUCUCAGCGAAUGCAGAAGGGGAUGCUGCGGCGCACGGGGUACUCCGUGGGGUGGAUGCGGGCGCAGUAUCGUUUUUUUCACGCCUUUAGCUACUUUGCCAGGCUUACUGGCGUCGGAUCGGAGGUCAGCAAAGGCACCGCGGCGUACCGCGAGGUGCGGUGGGUCAUUGUCGUGGACGAUGACUCGUUCCUUGAGCUUCGCGCGCUCUCUCGAUUUUUGCAUCGGCGAGACUUAAACGAGGUGGCCCGCAUCGCUGCAGGCGUGGAGGCCCCACUGCUUUGGGAGCGGUGCAACCGACCCUCUGGCGCCCGACUGGAGGACGUGGCUGCGUGUCUGUCGCUACCGGAAAGAUGGAGGUGUCUGCAACAGCAACUCCAUGGAGGUGAUUUGCUGCAUCCCGGGAGUCCGGCGCUUGUGGUUGGCAGUGCGUUGUGGAAUGCCACGAUGCACACGCUCCUUAACCCUGCGACGGCUGCCGCGCUGGCCCCGCUGUACGUUGGAGAUCAUGGGUGGGGCGGCGCCGGGCACUUUAUGAAUAUCGCGGCGCUGCGCAACUACGCCCAGAAAGGCGAGGAAACGUGUGUGCGGCGGUACCUGAUAGGCAAGCAGCUGGCGAGUGACACCGCGCUCCACCGUUGUAUCCCCCUGCUGGGCAUCCAUCGCGGCAGUGACGCCGUACUGUCGCACUGUCAGGCCCGAUACCUGCGAGAGCGAUUGCUACAUGGUGAGCUGGUCAGCAUGCACGCAAAGCGAGACAUGGUGCAGCCCACGUAUCUCGCCAUGUGGCGGAUGCGAUUGUACUACCAGGUGUUGUAUCACCGCAACCGCACUGCCUACGACCUGUUGAUGCGUGUGGGGGCAUGCGCAUACGGCUACACGUGCAAGCUGCGCAGCUGCAGAGCCGCCGAGGAUGCAGCGGCUCUGAGCGAAUUUGCUCGUCUGAGCAAUAACGCCACUCGCAUGCCUGCGCUAUAG
Trypanosoma rangeli is the source of this 1530-nucleotide messenger RNA. RefSeq lists its product as uncharacterized. The record is from RefSeq and is a predicted model, not a curated record. Lineage: Eukaryota; Euglenozoa; Kinetoplastea; Trypanosomatida; Trypanosomatidae. The transcript has a single exon. Bases 1 to 1530 code for a protein of 509 amino acids.